AUGUCAGACACAUCAUCGGCAGACCAAGGAUUCUUGGUAACUUACGCCUUCUUGUCCAACCUGACGCAAGAGGCCAAGGAUAGGAUGCAGUUGUUCACUCAUCCAACUGACAGCGGCAACACCAUGUACUGUUACUUCUGUCCCAAGUGUGGGGUGCGACUCUAUCAAAACGCAGGGAGGCCUGAUGGAACUCCUGGAGGCAUUGUCGCUGUCAAGGCUGGCUGUGUGGAGGGCUUGGAUUGGAAAGACGUGGUCCAUAUAUGGACGAAGAGUGCCGUUGUCCCAAUCCCGGAAGGAGCAGAGCAGUAUGAGAAGGGUCUGACUCUUCCAUGA
Messenger RNA from Diaporthe amygdali, 333 nucleotides. RefSeq lists its product as uncharacterized. Bases 1 to 333 code for a protein of 110 amino acids. Gene Ontology annotation, molecular function: carbon-sulfur lyase activity. The transcript is spliced from 2 exons. The record is from RefSeq and is a predicted model, not a curated record. Lineage: Eukaryota; Fungi; Ascomycota; Sordariomycetes; Diaporthales; Diaporthaceae.